CGGCCCUGAACUAGACGGCUCGAGAAACCGCGCAUGGUUCCGUCACAUCCCGCACCAAGGCUGGCGCUGGUCGGCCGGCGGCGGGGGGGCACUUUAGAAAAACCACUGACAAGAAUAUAUGGAAUUCUUAGUGAUAUCAAAACAGUUUCUCUGAAAAUUUGGCUAAUUACAGAAUUAUGGUUCGACUAACAGUGGAUCUAGUUGCUAAAAGCAUCAAUCACAAAAACCGCAAAGAAGAAUCUCUGGCACAGUACCUGAGGAAGAUAACUCACCUGAACUUAUCAGAUAAAAAUAUUGAUACAAUUGAUGACCUCUCUUUGUGCAGAAAUCUUAAUGUCCUGUAUUUGUAUGAUAACCAAAUUAGACAAAUCCAUAACUUGUGCUUUGCUUCAAAUCUAACAUACCUGUACCUGCAAAACAAUUGCAUUUCAUGUAUAGAGAACCUCACAUCACUGAAAAAACUUGAGAAACUGUAUCUGGGGAGCAAUUACAUCACAGUAGUAGAGGGCUUGGAAACAUUAGAAGAACUGAGAGAGCUACAUGUUGAAAGCCAGCGGCUUCCUCUCGGAGAAAAGCUCUUGUUUGAUCCAAGAACUCUUCAUUCCCUGGCAAAAUCUUUGUCAGUGUUGAAUAUCAGCAAUAACAAUAUAGAUGAACUGGGAGAAUUAGCACUUCUGGAAAAUAUUUCUCAUCUUAUAGCAGUUGACAACCAACUUCACCAUGUGAAGGAUUUGGAGUUUGUAUUGAACAAAUGGACCAAGCUGUGCAGAAUGGAUCUUAAAGGGAAUCCUGUUUGCCGCAAACCAAAAUACAGGGACAGGCUUAUUAUACAGUCAAAAACUCUAGAAUCCCUUGAUGGGAAAGAAAUAAAAGAAAUAGAAAGACAAUUCCUAAUGAAUUGGAAAGCAUCCAAAGCCUCUAGGAAAAAAAGCAAGGAAGAGAGUAUGACAAAUGAACAUGCAGCUUAUCCACAUUUCUAUGACUUUGGAACAGGCCAUCCCAUUGUUCCUGUUUAUUACAAUCCUUCUGGAAAAGGAAAACCAAAAUUUGUUAUUUUAUCUGAGCUACAUAGGUCUCCACAUAACCGAGAAGAACCUCUGCAAAGACCCCAGGAAGGAAGUAAUGUUAAUGUUAGCAAAAAAUUCAGUCACCUGACCUUGAAAGACUCUCAAAGUUCACUGCUAAUAAAAGAUCUAGCGGAACCUCAUCUCCUCAGUUAGAUACCCCUGUAACCAGCGGCUGCAGAGACAACUACAUCUUUCUGUUCACUUCAUUCUCAACAGAAUUUAUUGCAACAUCAUAAUUAGAGUAUAUCAGAGCCAGUGAUGAAAUGAUCCAAGCAAGAGCCUAAUAUUUUAAUUAAAAAAAACACUAAAUAUUUUGUACAAGAAGAUUUUUCCUUUUUUGCUCACAUAGGAGAGUGUGACCACUAUUUUGCAUAAUACGUGUGGAUGCAUUAAUUUAUGCCUAUUUUAUGGUAACAUCUUUUGAAAUAAAAGGCUUUCAGUUUG
Messenger RNA from Malaclemys terrapin pileata, 1511 nucleotides. It is a transcript of the gene PPP1R42, whose product is annotated as protein phosphatase 1 regulatory subunit 42. The coding region runs from base 177 to 1220 and encodes 347 amino acids. The record is from RefSeq and is a predicted model, not a curated record. Lineage: Eukaryota; Metazoa; Chordata; Testudines; Emydidae. The transcript has 9 exons. Gene Ontology annotation, molecular function: protein binding.